GGCCAGUCUUUUAUUUAUACGUGAGCGCAGGGCAGCCCCAGCUUUAGCGGUCUGUGACUGGAACUCCUGUGUGUGCGACACUGAGGCUUGCCUGGGGACACGCUUCUUAUAUGAAGCAAUGCAUUUCUGACAUGAAAAGGGUUGUUCCAGACAUUGUAAGUCUAUGUGAAGCAUCCCAAGACAGAUGUCAUUAUAACAGUGGGAUCUCCUGUGCCAAUCAAUCUGCUUUAUCCACCCGUCAUCACUUUAUCAAGAGUAAUGAAGCUUCGCUCAGAGUGUCUGCCAAAAAGUGAGAAUGGAACCAUCCUGUAUACUCUGAGUCAACUGCCAGAUUUCCCACCAUGCAAAGAUCAGGAUUACAGCCAUGAAGAUUUACUGCAAAUAGCAGAAACGUUCUUAAAAUCAAGAAUUAAGGAAGGCGAUGUCCAAGCAAAUUUCUUUCUGGGGCAGCUUUUUUUUGAAGAGGGUUGGUAUGAAGAUGCCUUGUUGCAGUUUGAGAAAGUAAAAGAGGAAGAUGAUCAAGCUUUGUAUCAGGCUGGAGUGAUGUACUACGAUGGGCUGGGAACUCAGGAAGACCAUAGGAAAGGAGUAAGGUAUAUGGAAAGAAUCGUCACAUCAGACAGUCCCAGUGUAAAACACCUCAAAUAUGCUGCCGCCUAUAAUUUGGGCCGUGCGUAUUUUGAAGGUUAUGGGGUUCGCCAUUCUGACAGAGACGCAGAAAGGUGGUGGCUGUUUGCUGCUGAUAAUGGAAAUCCAAAGGCAAGCCUGAAGGCCCAGAGCAUGCUGGGAAUGUAUUAUUCAAGUCCUCCUAAUGUGGAUCUGCACAAGGCAUUUUUCUGGCAUUCCGAGGCUUGUGGCAAUGGCAGCUUGGAGUCACAAGGAGCACUUGGUGUUAUGUACCUGUAUGGGCAGGGAAUAAAAAAAAAUGUGCAGGCUGCCAUGGAGUGUUUGAAGGAAGCAGCAGAGCGUGGAAAUGUUUAUGCACAGGGGCAUCUGGUCAGCUGCUACUAUCAGAGGAAACUCUACACAAAGGCUGUGGAGCUAGCCAAGAAGAUUGUAGCACAUGACAAUAUUGAACUGCUAGUAAAUGCAACCGAGUGCCUCCCUUCAUACACAGUCAAAGGGGUAGCCAUGGCCACGUUCUACUUGGCUAGGUGUCUCCAUCUUGGACUUGCUAUUGAACAAGAUAGCACAGCUGCUAAGCAGUUAUAUUCAAAGGCAGCCCAGCUGGAUGCAACCGUUGCUGCUGAGCUGCACUUUGAGAUGGUUUACGGCAAGAUAUAGUUUGAUUUCAGCGCAUUGUGAAUGCAGUUUUCAGGUGCCAAACCUACACUGGUAUAAUCUGUCUACCCACCACACAAAGUUUAGGUAUAAUUAAAGGUUGAUGCAUUGCAUUUAAAUAUCUAGGUAUUAGGUAAAUGGGCAAAUUUGUACUUUCCUACUUUGAGCAGAGUCCAGGCACAUUUGUCAGCCAUUAGCCUGUUCAGCAGGAGCUCCUGGCCGCUUUCCUUUAAGCCAGUUCUCCACUGAUUCCAAAGUGAGCAAUGGCUGGAAGUUUGGGCGAUUGCAAACUUAAUUGGCCAUAUUCAGGACACGGGCUGCGGGUAGUGACAGGGCAACAGUCUGACAUAUUUAAUAGCUACACUUAUAUUAUUGAUGUGUAGUCAUGUAGCACAGAAGCUAUAAAUGCACAUGGAGAUAGCAGCUGGGGGGCCACAGCUGAGACAAAAUACAUAAAGCAAAUCUAAAGCUGGAAACCCAGUUAGAUCAUCUAUUUUAGUGUCAAUAAAGAUACCAGUUGGCUGUGCCACUGAAUAGAGUUAAACCUAUGGUGAAAAUACAUGGCAUAACCAUAAGCAUAUGCUGCUCUCCUAUAUACAUCCAGCGGCCCACACCCACACUGUGAUAUGGAAGUGGAGCCCAAGCAUAAAGAUGUCCAUAUUUAAUUUAUUGCUUACAAAUAGUUUAAAUAAUGGGCAGUCUUUGGUAAAAAUAAAAUCCAGAAUAAAAUAUUCACAAGUAACAUUACAGAGAGUAUUGCACAAAACAUUCUUCAAUACAAUGUAAAGAACAAAGGAAUGUUCGCUUCCUCGCCGAGGAAAUUAUCUGUACAACAUUCAGAGAAGUGGCAUGUCCUUUUACAUCUCACACAUCCAGGGCUUAAAUGGUCCCAGUCGGAGCUGAAGGGCUUAAAAGAGGAUCCCUGUAUUUACAGUCCAUUAGCGCUCCAUUCCUGCCCUUAAGGGAACAGUAACCCAAUUUAUUUAAAUAAAAGCGCUAACAAUGCA
Messenger RNA from Xenopus tropicalis (tropical clawed frog), 2288 nucleotides. RefSeq names its product LRP2 binding protein (gene lrp2bp). Bases 259 to 1284 code for a protein of 341 amino acids. The transcript has 10 exons. The record is from RefSeq and is marked provisional. Gene Ontology annotation, cellular component: cytoplasm. NCBI's taxonomy places the organism in Eukaryota, Metazoa, Chordata, Amphibia, Anura, Pipidae.